Molecule: messenger RNA, 6060 nt
Organism: Hyaloscypha bicolor E
Lineage: Eukaryota; Fungi; Ascomycota; Leotiomycetes; Helotiales; Hyaloscyphaceae
Exons: 8
Coding region: 102-5696 (1864 amino acids)
Biological process (GO): proteasome-mediated ubiquitin-dependent protein catabolic process; protein polyubiquitination
Cellular component (GO): nuclear speck
Molecular function (GO): ubiquitin protein ligase activity
Source: RefSeq, a predicted model, not a curated record
GCAGCCUUCUCCGCGACAUCAUCACCACAAUUCCAUCCUCGCAAAGUCCCCAACAAUUCCUGCGAUAGUGAAGAGACUCUGCCACCAAAUGGCGUGAGCCGAUGGAUCAACGAAUGAGCGAAAAUAGCGAAAGAAAGACAGUCGCAACUUCCAGAAUUACGAGGGCAUCCGCUAGACAAGCUGCCAGCUCCUCAGAGUCGUCUGGUGCCUCUGUGGGGACUACUGCAACUGCUUCGUCGACUCGGGCGCCAGCACCUUCGAGAAAACGCAAAGCUCCGGCCCGUGAGCCAAGUCCAGCCCCAGAAACCGAACCGGCGAAGUCCUCAUCUUAUCGACGUCCCAAACGCCAGAAGAUCGCAGAGCCUGAACCUCCCCAACCGUCCACUGCACCUGCUGCUGUAGCGCCGUCCCGUCGAAGAAAGGGAAAGAAUCCUGCGGUUAUGUCUAGUCCUGGUGAUUCUGCUGGUCCUUCUAACGAUCCACCGAUUACAACCAGCUCGUCAAAGCGAAAGUCCUCGAGAAACAAGAAAGCUGGCCAAGAACAAGCCGUGAAUACACCCAGCAUUGGUCGUCGAUCCAAGAAGACAAGCGGUGGCCAUAAGGAUGCGGAUAAUUCUCUAGAUACCAUCUCUGACGACAAGCCCCCACCUCCUGCGGAUGAUGACGACGGUAGCGAUGACAAUGACGACGACGAGAUGGCCCGAAACUAUGAAGGCCGAGAUGAAGAAGACGACGAUCCUUUUGGAGGUUUUGGUGGACCUGGAGGGCCACCGCAAGGCCUCUCGAGCACAUUGCGAGCAUUGAGCGGCAUGAUGUCAGGGGUUUCUACCAGACUACGAGAUAUCUUGAACAACUUGAAGCAGAAGGAUGACCCCUCUAUUCAAUUCAUUGCUCUCCAGGAGCUGUCCGAAAUCCUGCUUGUGUCUACGGAGGACAACCUAUCUGGCCAUUUCUCUCCGGAUGCUUUCGUCAAGGAGCUUGUUGUCUUGAUGCAGCCUUCGGAGUUUGGGGAGGAAAACCCAGAUAUGAUGUUACUUGCCUGUCGUUGCCUUGCAAAUCUCAUGGAAGCGUUACCUGCAAGCACUGCAAAUGUGGUCUACGGAGGUGCUGUUCCUAUUCUCUGUGCAAAGCUCUUAGAGAUCCACUUCAUAGAUCUGGCAGAGCAAGCUCUUAGCACACUUGAAAAAAUCUCGGUGGAGUAUCCAGCCUCAAUUGUUCGUGAGGGUGGAUUAUCUGCUUGUCUGACCUACCUUGAUUUUUUCGCCACAAGUACCCAGAGAACAGCGGUUACUACGGCUGCCAAUUGCUGUCGAAACAUUCCAGAAGAUUCAUUCCCAACUAUUCAAGGUCUCAUGCCGUUGCUGCUCAAUGUUCUCAGCUCAAACGACCAGAAGGUUGUUGAACAGGGCUCCCUGUGUGUGUCUCGCAUUGUAGAAAGCUUCAGAUAUCACCCCAGCAAACUUGAAGAACUUGUCAGCACCGACCUUUUGAAAGCAAUUCUUCGCCUCUUGCUUCCGGGUACCACCAACCUAAUUGGUCCGAAUAUCCACACACAAUUCUUACGAGUACUCGCUUUUACGGCCAAGGCUAGCGCAAAUCUGUCUGCAGAGCUGUUCAAGAUGAACGUUGUGGAGACUUUAUACCAGAUCUUGACAGGCGUUUCACCACCUGGUCCCGCCGAAGAUAUCGCGUCAAAGCUGGACAGCGUUGUUAUCAUGCAAGCUUUGAUUCAUAGGCCUCGAGAGCAAGUCAUUGAGACUUUGAAUGUCAUUUGCGAGCUUCUUCCAGGGCUACCCAGAGAAUCUGACCUUACACUCGAUGAGAUAUUCGACCUCGAUGCCGCAUCUGCACCACCUCCUGGCUCCGCGUCGAGCUCAAGAAAGAAGUCGUCGAAUGAAAAGCGUCUCGAACUCCUCGAGGGAUGCAAAGACGAAGUCAAGCGAUUUGCCAUUAUCCUAUUCCCAACAUUGACAGAUGCAUUUUCAAGUACGGUCAAUCUAAGCGUCCGCCAAAAGGUUCUGACAGCGCAACUGAAGAUGUUAUCAAACCUCGACAAGGACAUUUUGCUAGAAGCUUUACGUGCUGUGCCAUAUGCUUCUUUUUUGGCAGCCAUCUUGUCCCAACAGGACCACCCUAGCCUGGUUAACUAUGCUCUCCAGGCCGCGGAGUUACUUCUGGCUCGCCUCGAUGAUAUUUAUCGAUACCAAUUCUACCGGGAGGGAGUUAUUGCCGAGAUUGCAAAACUUGCUACUGUAGCCCAAGCGGAGAAGACCAGCACAGCCGAUGCUUCAGAAAUAGAGCUGAUGUCAAAUGAUUCGAAUGGAACGCGGAAGAUUACAGAGAAGUCUGACCGUGAAGCUGAAGCCGGCGAUGACGAGGACGAUUCUUCAGAUGACGAAAAUGACGAGGACAAUGAAAAUGACGAUAUCCCCGACGACAUCAGUCCUUCUCCUGCAAGCUCUCGUGGAUCAACUAUGUCCUUGGAUGGCCCCCCUCACCGCAUCCCAUCGGAUUCUGUCAGCAUGCAACAGCUCAUUAGCCAGCGAGCGAAGAAGUUCUUGGACAUUCACGAGAAUGAAAAUAAUAGCAAGAAUAUGAAGAAGAAAGCAAUGAAGAUCCUCACGAGCCUGCAGAUUCUUGCUUCGAACAUUGAAUCCCACUAUCUUCACCAAGGUCCUGGCAAUGGAAUCCAGCUGUUUACUACUCUCGCUUCAUACUUUGAUGGGGAUGUAUUGGAGAGUGUUACCAGCUACGAAUUAUUAAACUCUGAAGUCGUUCGAGUCUUAUUGGAGGUUUUCAACAAUCCCGAUGAGCGGCUGAGCAAUGACGCUCGUUCUGCGUUCUUGGAGGUUUUUAUGGGCCGAACAGUUACGAAGAAGCCAAAGGCCACAAGCGCAGAGUCCCCAGCAACCCCUUUUGGCAUUCUGAUCCACAAAUUGCAAGAUCUUUUGAGUCGUUCUGAGCACUUCGAGGUUGUAACUGUUCAUCAAAAUACAUUUGAUGGAAACAGAAGCAGCGCUGCUUCUAUGCUUGCGAAGCAGAUUAGACUCAAGUUAGUCGCAGACGAUGAUUCGGAGAUUCCAAGACCUUAUCGAAACAUAAUGGUCUCCAUCCAUGCUAUUGCCACUUUCAAGGCUCUCGACGAUUACUUGCGGCCAAGAAUCAGCUUGUCCGAGCGACCGCGAGGUUCACGGAAUCGGGAAGGCCUUUCGGGUGCUUUAGCUGCCCUUGCGGCUGCUGGGAUGCCGAACCCAUACGCUGGCGUCCCAAAUGCACAAGCUCGCCUUGUUGAACGUGGCUUGGCUUCAGCCGCCGCAGCAACCCCCUCUGCGCCAACUCCGAGCACCUCCCGAAGCUCCCGCAAGGCGAAAGCUAAGACUGCUCCAACUACGACUCCUGCAUCAGGCGGUCCGUCAGCUGCUGCAACGCCACAUGAAAAGUCUACUACGAGACGAUCAAGCCGACGACAGCAGGCGCAAAGUGAACCAGCUGCACUUCCUCCCCCUCUACAAGACGAGGACAGCCUAGCUUCUGCUUUAGAAUGUGCUGAUGAAAGACAACUCAGCGAUGAUGACGACAUGGAGGACAGUGCAGCUCUGGAUGCUAUUGUUGGCGACUUGGAGGACGAAAUGGACGAGCGAUCUCCUCCAGAUCCUACAGCAGUCAAUCUCGAAGUGGCUGCUGGGGGCAAAGUCACUGCACGUAAGGAAGACGGGACAAGAGUUGCAACCCCUUCACAAGUACCUGGAAGCAACCCACGCACCCAUUCAGCUUUGCAAGCUGUUGCCGCCCAGGCAGCUCUGACUACCCCAAGCACGUCAUCCAGACCUAUGUCAUAUGCUGCUGCUAUCCAAGCAGUCCCUCAGGAUUGGCACAUUGAAUUUAGCCUUGAUGAUAAAGUUAUCGCUAAUGAGACGACUAUUUAUCGAGCUGUUCACAGCUUAUCAACCACUGUUGAUGAUCACAGCAGUCGAAGCGUUUGGUCUGCCAUCCACCCUAUCAAAUUCAAGAGAGUUCCGGGUCCGCCUCCACCGGAGCCAAGUUCUCUCACUCAGGCCAUCGAAGUCACUACUGAAACCACAGCUUCAGGGAUUCCUGCCUCACUAGACAAGCACCCAGCUACUUCUUCUAUCCUUCGAUUACUCAACAUUCUCCAUGCGUUGAACGCAAACCUCGAUGAUGUUUUGGCAGAGAACAAAGACACAUUAAAGCUGAACGCAGAACCCCUUUCUCAAUUCGUCAACACGAAGCUUACCGCCAAGCUCAAUAGACAACUAGAGGAGCCGCUCGUUGUUGCCAGCAACUGUCUUCCCAGCUGGAGCGAAGACUUGGCCCGUCUAUACCCAUUCCUCUUUCCCUUCGAGACUCGGCAUUUGUUCUUACAAUCUACAUCAUUUGGUUAUGCUAGAUCAAUGACUAGAUGGCAAAAUGCUCAAUCUGCCGAUGAGUCCCGACGAGAUCGCCAUCGUGAUUCUCAGCCUUUUUUGGGAAGAUUGCAACGCCAGAAGGUCCGUAUUUCUCGGUCAAAGAUCCUGGAAUCCGCACUGAAGGUCAUGGAACUUUAUGGAGCAUCGCAGAGUAUCCUGGAAGUUGAGUACUUUGAAGAGGUCGGAACAGGUCUUGGUCCCACCUUGGAGUUCUACUCGACGGUUUCAAAGGAAUUCUCAAAGAAGAAGCUCAAACUUUGGCGCGAGACAGACGCAAAUGAUUCUGAUGAGUAUGCCUUUGGUGCUCGUGGACUGUUCCCAGCUCCAAUGAGCGAGGAUCAAGCAUCGAACGAGAACGGAAAGCGUAUUCUUCACCUUUUCAAGAUGCUCGGAAAAUUUGUUGCUCGGUCUAUGAUUGACUCUCGAAUCAUCGAUGUCUCGUUCAAUCCAACCUUCUUCCGCAUUGGGGAUGGAUCGGAGACAGUCACUCCGUCAUUGGGAGCCGUCAAGACCGUUGAUCCGCAAUUGGCCAAAUCCCUGAAGUUGAUUAAGAAGUUUGCGGUGGGAAAGAAGGCCAUCGAUGAGAACCCCAAUCUGACGCCAGCGCAAAAAGUGGCUCAUGCUGAAGCACUGGAAAUUGAUGGUGUUCACAUCGAUGACUUAGGACUCGACUUUACUCUUCCAGGUUAUUCGUCAAUCGAGCUCUUGCCAAAUGGAUCUCAACUUGCAGUUUCGAUCGAUAAUGUAGAGCUGUAUCUUGAGAAGGUCAUUGACUUCACCUUAGGAGGUGGAGUUCAAAGACAAGUCGACGCUUUCAGAGCAGGCUUUACUCAGGUGUUCCCAUAUUCUGCAUUGAGCGCCUUCACUCCCGAUGAACUGGUCAUGCUCUUUGGCAGAAUCGAGGAGGACUGGUCUCUUGAAACCUUGAUGGACUCGAUCAAAGCAGAUCACGGCUUCAACAUGGAUAGCAAGAGCGUAAAGAAUUUGCUUCAAACCAUGAGUGAACUAUCUCUGCCGGAGCGGAGAGACUUCCUGCAAUUCACCACUGGUAGCCCGAAGCUCCCUAUUGGUGGUUUCAAGGCCCUCACACCAAUGUUCACUGUGGUCUGCAAGCCAAGCGAACCCCCUUACACUUCUGAUGACUAUUUGCCGAGCGUUAUGACCUGUGUUAACUAUCUUAAAUUGCCCGACUACACCAGCUUGGACGUCAUGCGACGCCGUAUGAAUACUGCGAUCAAGGAAGGACAGGGGGCUUUCCAUCUGUCAUAGGAUGUCAAUAUCGAUUGGUCAGACAAGUUUGGCAAGCAUGGAGCGAAUUGAGGGCUUAGUCCCAGCAUUAUUUCAUGAAAGAUGAACGGUGCUUUCCUUGCAUUUUAUGUAUUCACGAGUUCCCCAUAGUGUCUCCGUCCGCAUCAAGUCAGAUUGCAUGGAAGGUCGUUAGGCGCAUCACAGCGGGGGAAUGCACAUGGGAGCACGGAAUUAACUUGUUGCACAUUAGAUAGAUCAAUUGAUUUUCUCUCCACCUAUCUUAAAAACAAAUGCAGACCAGGGUUUUUUUGAGUUGCCUGCUUCCAUUUGAUAGGUCAGAUAAUAUAGCACUGCAAUUCUCAUUAAUAGUCGGACUUGACGUCGC